This is a messenger RNA of Cucurbitaria berberidis CBS 394.84, 1608 nucleotides long. RefSeq names its product NAD(P)-binding protein. The record is from RefSeq and is a predicted model, not a curated record. Bases 1 to 1608 code for a protein of 535 amino acids. Lineage: Eukaryota; Fungi; Ascomycota; Dothideomycetes; Pleosporales; Cucurbitariaceae. The transcript has 2 exons. Gene Ontology annotation, molecular function: mannitol dehydrogenase activity.
AUGACUUCUAUGCGACAGACCAAGUUCGCCGUUGCCCUUGUACAGAAGCGCUUCAACUCAACCCUCAGAGCAGCACACCAUGCAGCACAGGCAGCAGCAGCAGCAGCCCAAGGCGCCCAAGGGGUAACAUCGCUGCGGCUCAACAACAAUAAUCUGUCAGAACUGCAGUAUGCGACCGUUCCCACCUAUGACAGGACCACCCUCAAGCAUGGCAUUGUUCAUGUCGGUGUCGGCGGCUUUCACAGAGCUCAUUUGGCGGUUUACGUCGACAGCAUGUUGGAGCAGCUCGGUCUCCGCGACUGGUCCAUCUGCGGUGUCGGCCUACAGCCCUUCGAUGCGGACAUGAAGAACGCCCUUACCCCUCAAGAUCACCUGUACACAGUCAUUGAGCGUUCUUCCGCCGGAACAAAGGCACGUGUCAUCGGCAGUAUCUCGGAUUACCUCUUCGCUCCCGACAGCAGCGAGGCUGUUAUUGCCAAGAUGGCACACUCAGAUACCCACAUUGUUUCCAUGACUAUUACAGAGAGCGGCUAUUUCUACAACGAAAAUACCCAUGAGCUAGAGAUCGAGCAUCCUGAUAUUGUAUACGACCUUAGCGGCAAGGGCCCACCGCGCACAUUCUUCGGAUAUGUCUACGCUGCACUGGCGCGGCGUUUCAAAGCCGGCCUGAAGCCUUUCACAGUUCUGUCAUGCGACAACAUGCAGAAGAACGGCGACAUCACUCGCAACAUGCUGCUUACUUUCGUCAAGCACCGCGACCCUGAGGUUGCAGCAUGGCUCGCUCAACAUGGCGCCUUCCCCAACAGUAUGGUUGACCGCAUCACACCAAGGACCAUCGAGGAGGAUGUCCAAAACCUCGCCGAAGAAUUUGGCGUUGAGGAUGCAUGGCCCGUUGUGACUGAGCCAUUCAUGCAAUGGGUUAUCGAGGACAAGUUCGCCGACGGACGCCCGCCUUUCGAGAAGGUCGGUGUUCAGGUCGUCAAGGAAGUCGAGGAAGUCGAACAGUUUGAGCUUACUAAGCUUCGCCUGCUCAACGCCAGCCACUCGGCUAUGGGCUACGCCGGCUACCUUGCUGGAUUUCAGUACAUCCACGAAGUUAUCGGCAACCCCCACUUCCACAAGUACAUUCUCAACAUGAUGCAGGAGGAGGUCAAGCCCCUACUGCCCCGGAUUCCCGGCGUCGAUAUCGACGAGUACUGCAAGACGCUCAUCAGCCGCUUCUCCAACCCCGCUAUCAAAGAUGAGCUUACGCGUAUCUGUCUUGGUGGCUCGGGCAAGCUGCCCCAGUUUAUCAUGCCCUCGAUCGCUGAACAGAUCCAGGCUGGAGGGCCCCUUCGCCGCCUUACACUCUGUACCGCUGCAUGGUUCUGCUAUCUGCAAGGCAUCAACGAGCAGGGCCAUGAAUUUCCGCUCAGCUUCGACCCCAUGGCUGCCGAGCUGCAGCCUCUUGCCCGCGCAGGAGGCUCUGACCCAAUGAAACUAUUGGGCGUGAAGUCCUUGUUUGGUGACGACCUGCGCAACGACGAGCGUUUUGUCACUGAGCUUACUAAGGCUAUAGAGAGCUUGAAGAAGGAGGGUGCUUUAGCUACCAUUUCAAAAUAUGCUUAG